AUGGAGAAUAAAGCCAAAGACCUGUGCCCGAGACUUAUCGAUUUUCUGGUCAUAGUUGGAAGAAAACAUCGUGCUAAAGCCGAUCUUCAACCAGGUCUUAACGACUCUUCUUCUUCAAUUUCAUAUGCUAAUCCUGAAAUACUUCGCCGAUAUCCAGUCGAUGAUCAUAAGGAUUUUAAACUCCCAGCCGACGUAACCUUCUUUUGCCAACCAGAAGGAUGCUCUGAAACAACAAAUUUUGUUUUUACACUAACCGAAAAGGAUUCUGGGAAAGUGCGGUACGGAGUAUGUCUGAACUUUUACCAAAGCUUUGAAACACACAAACCAACUACUUCAAAAAAACAGAAGCGUUCACAAGGGGCGUCGCUAACAAGUCUAUGUCUUAUCAGUCACCAUACUUUCCUAUCGUCGUUUCGAGAACUUCUAACAUUGUUAAAAAAACUCAUUGACAGCUGUUGCCAUCGCAUAUCAAAUUCUUUGUGGGCUGUCUUGACUGGUCAUUGGACAGGCAGUAUUCCCGACACCUUGAUGCAGGAGGUUCGCGAAAUCGAAACAUGGAUUCUGAUGCUGCUAAGUGCUCCAGUACCUGUUCCAGGAAAAACAAAGGUGCAGUUAGAGGUGAUGCCCACAAGUUUGAUGCCCAUAUUAGAGUUUACGAUGCCAGACCACACGCGAUUUUUCCUGGUAGAUUUUCCAUUGCACAUUCUCUUUGAACUCUUGGGGGUCAAGGAUGCAAUCAGAAUCAUAUCUGCUGUGAUGCUCGAGUAUAAAGUGAUACUGCAGUCGCGUAAUUUUAACGCAGUAAGUUUGUGCGUCCUUGCGAUUGUUGCUUUGCUUUAUCCUCUAGAAUAUAUGUUUCCCGUUAUUCCUCUCCUCCCAUCAUGCAUGCCAUCAGCUGAACAGCUUCUAAUGGCGCCAACUCCCUUCUUAAUCGGAGUGCCCUCAUCAUUUUUUGUUUUCAAAGAUAUAUCAGCUAUUCCUAAUGAUAUAAUUGUUGCUGAUCUCGAUAAAAAUACAGUCACUAUCCCUGAGGAUUUGGAAAUUCCUGAAAUACCUGAGCCAGAGCUCAGUACUCUGAUGGUAAACGAUAUACAAUCUGCGCUUGGGAAAAUGACGUCAAGUGGUGUUACGGAACAUUCAGUAGAAUCUAGUUACGUAAUGGACAGCGACGUAACUGACGUAGCGGUUAGAGUCGCCAUUAUUCGUUUUUUCAACAGUUCCAAUAUAUUUGCUAACUUCACUGAACAUACGAGGACGCUGAGGCUAUACCCGAGGCCAGUUGUGGCUUUACAGUUAGAAUCUUUCAUGCGCAGUCGGCCAACGUUUAGCCAAUUCACUCUCCACCUCUGCAAAACGCAGGCGGUCGAAUACUUUGCUGAAUGUUCUUUAUGCCCUCAUAACGAAGCAUUUGUAAGAGUUGAAACCGGAAUUGAAAACCCUGAACAAAUUGGUGAUAAAGGCAAGUGGUUCAGCGACUCUUUGAUUUUGCUUACAACUUUAACGUUUAGGUCUAGUAUAUCAUCAGGUGUUUCCACAUCUGCCGUCGACAGCGAAGGAGAUUUUGCCCGUCUUGUGGAAAACUUGGCUCUGAAAUCCGACGCAAAAGUAGACAAUGUUUUUUUUGUUUUAACUGACACCACUGUUUGUGUACAAUUCUUGCUUCCUUUUCAUUUCCAUUUCAGGGUGAAUUAUCAUUUGACCAUUCUGACGAUGUCGGGAGAGAAAGUCUUCGGUCCUCAAAUUAUGAAUGCAAUUAAUGGUUAUGCUGAGAAGAGUCAAGAUGUAUUUAAUCAAGUACUAAAUCGCACAGCACCGAAGGCGCAAGCCUUACCUGCCAACCGUGUUGAGCAAAGCCAACAUAUCAUAAAGUCUAGAGCAAGUGUGUUGAGCGAAGAUGCAGCAACACAGCAAAGUAAAAAUCAACAGUCAGUUAGAGAAAUAUGUGAACAAGUUCUAAAUGGGCAAGGUAUUGGAGUAUUUACCUAUCCAAAGGUUCGUCGCCUCAUGGAAGAUGAAAAUUUAAGGGAGCUGGCAUGCUCCAAACUUAAUUUAGGUCUAGAUGCGAAGCAUUCUGAAGAAGACUUUAAGUUGAGCAAGGGGCAGUACAAAGGAUAUGUAAAGGUUCUUCAAGCUUGCACGCUUGGCAUUGCUGAUUCUUUCACAACACCUGGUUCUAACGGCCUUGCCUCUAUGUUCCACGUUCUUGAAAUUAUUCACACACAUUAUUGGAUGAAAGAAAAUGAGGUUUCAACACCUUCUAGCGAGAUUUCUAGCGUGGUUUGCAUUUUUUUUUUUUUUUUUGAUCUUUUAUUAAAACUGACAGCUUUUAAAAAGGUUUCUGUCGUGAAAAUUUCUAAAACAUAUUUUUAUUACAUGCAAAUACUUUUUUUAGCUACAGGUCCUCCACCACCAAUUCCCCCGCGCCCAGGUUUACUAAAAAGCAAGGCUAUAACAGAAUCUCCUAGUGUUGAACCAGCACCGUCGGAUGACAAAAAAAUUAGCACUAAUAGUGUUCAGAAUUCGCAAAAUGUGACGGUGCAAACAGCCGAUAAACCUAAAGAAACUUACCCGGUACAUCGACGUUUUUGCUCCAUUAACCAUCUAUUUUUAGUUCCAACGCAGAAUCCACUUUGGAACAAUAUGGUAUUUUGGGAAAAUAUCUUUUUUGAUGUUGUCGCUAAAGAGAGGGAUAUUGUUGGGAUGGACCAAGAACCUAGCGAAAUGAUAGAUCGGUACAGUAGUUUAUCGGACUCUGAGAAGAAACGUUUGGAACUUGAUGAAGAUCGUCUUCUUGCAACUCUAUUGCAUAAUCUUACUGCCUAUAUGGUAAUGUGCGGAGUGGAUCACAAAGUCUUAACUCAGAAAGUUCGUCGUUUGUUGGGCAAGGCACAUAUUGGUUUGGUUUACUCGAAAACUAUUAAUCAAUUGCUCGACAGUUUACCCACGACGAACGGCAACUGCGUCUCAUUAAAACCACUUGAAAGUCGCUUAGUUCAAAAGCAGUCAUUUACAGUACACGCGGGCUCUAACUCACAAAGUGAUCUUCUGUUUUUAGAGGUGUGCAAUGAUGCUGUUAUUUUGAGAGCAGUCAAUGGGAUGAUUACUGAUCGAUGGUGGUAUGAAAGGCUUGUUAAUAUGACUUACUCACCAAAAACACGUGUUCUUUGUUUAUGGCAAAGAGCAGAAGACAAAGUGCUAAUGCAUAAGUUUUACACAAAGAAGUGCAGAGAACUUUAUGGAUGUUUAAAAGCAGCGAUGGAAAGAGCUGCAGCGAGAGGUAAGGUACCACUAACCGGACGGGAUUUGGGGGGAGAAUUUCCGGUGCAAGAUGUGCAGACGAAUCAGGGUGGCCUGCUGCAAGUUCGUAUUGACGGUGUUGCUCUGCUUUUUGCUGAUCGACAGCAAUUUAUUGAAAUUGGAAACAUCAAAAAAUGUAACACCUACGGAGGGAACAUGUUUGUUCUGGAGGAGUUCGACUGCAAAAAAAACGAAUUGGUGCAAAGGCGGUUUAUGUCCCAAAUGGUAAGUUUUGCGUUUAGCCACCGCACCAUUUGUAAUCUGCACUUUUUUGUUGCUUGGAUACGCUUCUUUGAUUCGUAG
Messenger RNA from Enterobius vermicularis (human pinworm), 3600 nucleotides. NCBI's taxonomy places the organism in Eukaryota, Metazoa, Nematoda, Chromadorea, Rhabditida, Oxyuridae. The record is from the annotation of a GenBank genome assembly.